Magallana angulata is the source of this 609-nucleotide messenger RNA. RefSeq lists its product as uncharacterized. The coding region runs from base 1 to 609 and encodes 202 amino acids. The record is from RefSeq and is a predicted model, not a curated record. Lineage: Eukaryota; Metazoa; Mollusca; Bivalvia; Ostreida; Ostreidae. The transcript has a single exon.
AUGGCAAAUGCACAGAUCAACGUUAAGUUCAUCACCAACAGAAGAGGGGGACGUAAUCUCGCAUUCAAUGGCUACAUUUACCGGGUAAAUCGAAGGACGGACAACAAGAUCUUCUGGAGGUGCACUACAUCUGGAUGUUCCGCCAGUAUCUCAACAGAGAAUGACAUCCCCACAGGUUUUGGACGACAGCAACACACCCAUGCAGCGGACCACACUGAAGUUGUCGCCAAACAAAUUAUGACAGCCAUCUCCAGAAGAUGUACAGAUGAAGUUAGGCCCAUCCCCUCCAUUUUCAGCGAAGAACUCAACAAACUCCGAGACAACGAAUGGGACGACACCAGCAGAGAGCUCAUCGAGAGGCUGCCAACUUUCAACACCGCCAGGUCAUCACUCUACAGAGCCCGCAGGAAACAGACACCACCACUUCCAAAGACUACAGCAGACAUCAGACUGGAGGGGAAAUGGACAGAGACAGAGACGGGUCAACAAUUCCUUCUACUAGAUGACAUCUUCCAGAACAACAGGAUACUUGCGUUUGCGACAACAGACAACCUUCAAGACCUUGCUGCCUCCGAGACCUUCUUCUGCGAUGGAACAUUCUACACCUGA